AUGACCAGUGAAAAUGAGGCAAAGACUGUGUUAUACAAAAAAACUGCCGAGUACUUUGAUAGAGGAGUUCAGAGGAAUUUAGAAGUGGAUGCGCCAGAGCCAUUGAAGCCAGUAGUGCCACUGAAGCCAUUAUUAUCAAGAGAAGAAAUCUCCAAAAUCAAAUCGCAGAGUUCCACUGAACACGACCAGAAAAACGUUCUUCGGGUAAUUGUAAGUGACUUUGCUGGACAGUCAAUCUAUUACGGUACCCAUGGCUGCUUUGUGAAACCGCAUUGCCCUUAUGUUUUGGUUCACGACCUUUCUCUGGAGUUUGAUAAACCCGCCGUUCCCAGGUUUAAAGACAGAGCUGAAAAGAAAGAGAUCGAGAUGAACAAUCCUCAUCUUAAUACCAAUUUAGAUAAUUUUACAUCAUGGUUGAAGUUUCUGCAAGGUUUAGGAGAAUACCAAGAUCAGCAGUUCCCUGAUGGAACUGGUCACUGUACUACUGCAGACGGUCGUAAUUUUAAACGCCCACCGGUAUUAAUAGCCUUAACUCACAGUGAUAAGGUGAAAAGCAACGACCCCAAAAUACUUAGCGUACAGAAGAGAAUGGAAAAUGUCGUGUCUGCAAAUGACUAUAAGAAUGUCAUUCUCGGGGUUUUCCUGAUCGACAACACAUUGGAAGGCGACGACGGAGACGACGUGCGAAAGCUUCGUAGAGAGCUUUUUGACUACUCAAAUGCAGUCCUUAACCACGAGAUUUUAAUGCCUAUGAAGUGGCUAAAUUUUGAAGUUGCUCUAAGCCAGAAGCUAUCACCAGAUUGCAAGUAUAUCCCAGUUGACGAAGCUAAAGGGGAAGCGAAGGCCUGUGGCGUUGGGGAGUUUGAUCAAGCUAUCAAAUUUCUUCACCGUCAAGGUGUGGUCGUACACCACAGUGGAUCCAGCAAGGUUGUAUUGGAUCCUUGCUGGCUAAUGAAUCGCUUCACGAAUGUGAUCUCCAUGCCUGGUCAAUUGGAUGCCUUGUCCAGGCACGCUCUUGAUGUGUUCGAGCAGAAAGGCAUUUUGUUUCGAGAAUAUCUUCAGACGCUGGAAGACGCAGAACUUUUAGAGGAGCUCAUGCAAAAGUUCAAUUUGAUUUGUCCUUGCCAGCACGAGGGAAAGGCAGCUUUUUAUGUCCCUUCAGUUGCCCCAGCUAUGAAACCUGGAAAAGAGUUGGAAGAUAGCAAUGUUCCAACACUGUUUGUGACAUUUCCUCGCAAACUUGUCCCGAUAGGCCUGUUUACGAAGCUUCAAGUGAGGUUAAUUUCCGAGUGUGAAAAGCGCUUUCCCCAUCACAAAGCCACGCCUUCUUUCUACUGCAACUACUCCUCGCUUCUGUUUAUUAUGGACGGCGACGUGUAUGAUGUUCAUUUAAUCGACCUCCACGAGUUCAUUAAGGUUGCCAUUUUUCCAAAACUGGAUGGCAACCAUUUCAAGUUUGCCAGUCAUCUUUUGGCCACCUUGAAAAAGUGCUUGGACGAUCUUAAAUCUCCAGACCAACUGUUAUUCAGCAUGACCAGCUAUGACCUCGAAGUGAAAUGUACCUGCUGCUUUGGUAAAGAAGGAGAAUGUUCUCGUCAUCAUAAGGACCCGUGUCAUUCAGACCGUUGUGGGAACCGCCACUUCUGGAAGCUUAGUUACCUUCAGGAAUUCUACAACGAUCCAUCCUUUGUAGUUUGCCGGUUGAACAACUCGUCCAUGAAGUUUGAGAUAAAGAGUGUAAAAAUUUGGCUCAAUACUGGUAAGUGGCUAAUGCUAAAGGUGUUUUUACUUUGCCGGUUUUCAAAUUGUUAGUUGACAAUUCUUACAUCAUAUUUAACAAUUAGAUAAGUUGUCUAAUUAUUAAAUAUAAGUUGUAUAAUUUAUUUUAGUAUUAUGGUGAUAUCUCCUUUGUUAAUCAGGCUCAGUUGCUGGAAUCUGAUUAGUUGAUAUAAUUUCAGUGCGAUUGAAAUUAUCGCCCAUUGCGAUUGAAUGGAAUUUGAGCAUUAAUUGCGUUGUUUUGUAAUUGUAGAUUGUAAUUGCACACUUUGUUUAACCAGGAGAAACGAACCUAGUUCUCGGGGUUGACCAAUUGGCAAUUGUAUUCGAUUUAGGCUGUUUUUCCAAAUUGAUUUUGUGAGCACCAUUGACAAAGAAUUUAAUAAAUUUAAUAUUUAAAGUUUGUGAGUUCACGGCAACCAGGUAUAAUAUCAGUCAUAUUUUCGCUCGCUACUCUGGUUUUGAUAAAUGAAUGCAAAGCCCAGUCCGGCCAGUCGAACUGCAUUCACGACCCAACAUUUCCAUACUCCAGUCUAGUGUCUUCAAUCUUGACAAUGAGUGUUGUUUUGUUUUCUGCUUGUUUUAUUAACUGAUACAUGGUUUUAGGGACUGCUCAUUAUUUAUUGUACAGGGGGAGACUGAGGAGAAACUCUACAGUUAUAAUAUUUUUUCGUUGCCCCCCUCUUAAGACAAGUAAAAUUUUCAAAGCCCCCCCCCCAACAAGCAAAACAAGAACAUAAGUUUUGCCCCCCCCCGUCUAGCUCUUUAUCUUUAUUUAGAGAAACAAAAACUCUAGUUCUUUAUUUAGAGAAACAAAAAUAGAUAAUGGGGACCAAUAGACAAUUCACCAUUAUAGACUAUUUUUUAUCUUAGCAAAAAAAGUAUAUUCCCAGGAAGGGCAUUCUAAAAUUAGUAAAAUUUCUAAGUUUGGUUGAGAAAUGUUGUAAAAUGCAAAAAAAUAUAGCCUUCCAAAGUUUGCAAAUUUUGUAUACUUUUGUAUUGCAAUUUUCGCAUGCAAUACAAAAGUAUACAAAAUUUGCAAUCUUUGCAAGGUUAUAUUUUACAACAGUUCGCAACCAAACUUUGCAAUAAUUGACUUAUUUUAGUAUGCUCUUUCUAGCAAUGGUGAUUUAUUUGCAUCAAGGCCGGAUUUUGAGGGGAGGUGUGGAGAGGUGCGCACCUCCCCUGAGAUCGUUUUGCACCUCCCCUGAGAUCGUUUUGCACCUCCCCUGAGAAUUUUUGAACCUCUCCUGAAAGGUCAUGCACCUCUAAAUUAGUCUAUAAUGGGAAUUGUCUAUUUACAUGAACAUAAGAGACUUUUUAUUUGGCUUUCGUUUAUGAAUAUUAAAGUCUAUAAACAUUGUUAUUUGUUAAGUUGUUUUGUGAUACAUUUUUAAAACUUACUACUAAUGUUUUUUUUAAACUGGUAAAUCUUUUCAAAGCCCCCCUUCUUUCGUCUCUCUGUAUUUUUUCAAAGCCCCCCUUUUCAGGUUUUAAAAAAUUUGAAACCCCUCCCCCGGUUUCUCCUCAACCCCCCUGUACAAUAAAUAAUGAGCGGUCCCUUAUAUCAUACCUAAUUUAUUAAUUUUUUUAUACCUGCACAUUUUUGUGCAAGUUUAGCCGAGCAGAAGCACGCCCUGAAAUUUCACACCGUUAUAAUGUGUAACCACAAAACAGGCUACAAUUGAUAUUCAAAAAUGCCAAAACCAACAUUCACUGCACAGUACCCAGGGAAAUUUGGGUGCAGAGGACAAAAUUUGACUUUGGCCCCCUGGUGAUUCCAUCUUCUAACGCUAUGAUUAGGAGGGUCCGGAGACAUUGUCCUGGAGUUAUUUGAAAUCUGAGGUCCCCGAGAUGGUCGAAUCCUGCAUUCUGGAAGUCUGUUGACAGUUAUAUCUGUAUUUAUAUUUUACUGUAAUUUUUUAUUCUCUCCCCCCCCCACCCUUUAACUGGGGCUCCAGGCCAAAUUACCCCCUCCACCCCUCUGGGCGGCCUUGACAGCACCUGCAGUUACGACUAUCUAUAACAGCAUAGUUUCAUAACCACAUGCUUGCAGGAAAGAAAUAUUUUCGUGUUGGCAAAUGAGAGGCGGCUAUAGGCGUGACAAACCUCUAGAGGAGUUCCAGGGGCAUGCACCCACAGAAAUUGUUGUAAUCUAGGCUCUCUAAAAGGGCAUGCUCGUGGUGAAAGCAAUAUUUUACUCAUUGGGUACGCUCAUUCGUAAAGUCUUCCAUAUCUUUAUUCGCGCAGCCUUAUAUUCCCUAUGUUUAAUUGUUUCAUCCGAUUUUCAAGUGCCUGAUGAAGCUAUAAUAGAAGACAGCUCGAACUUUCGAAGGGAAUAUGAAACCUCAAGACCAAGUGAAGCUUCAAGCUCAGGUAAUUGUUUGGUUACGGUUAUAGGUUGACUAUAUAUUAGUUUGCAAUUUACGUUUCCGAUUUUAGAAGACCAUAUAUUUCUGUGUACACUUUGUAAGUACCGUGUGUGUUUUCAUCAGAAUUUUUUUCAGCAUUUUUAUUGAAUAUAAUUCAUAAAAGCUGGUAGUACCUAAGCUUUAGUUUUGAACGUGGAAAACAAAUGCACGCCCGAGCGCCACGCGCGAGCGUGAAAGAUUUUCACGCGCGAGCUUUCAAAACCUUUCCAUGCUAUGAGACUGCAUAAAAGAGACAAGUACCAUACAUUUUUGGACUGCCUAUGCGUUUACACACAACGAUUAAUCGGGACGAUUUCAGGUUUUGCCGAAUGUUAAUGACGAAUGUUGUCAGCUGACGAUGUCGUCAGAUGACGUUGACAGCGUAUUUUUCAAAUAUAAUCUUGAACUGUCUUGCCCUACAUCUGCAGUUACUAGCGGGGGUCGGGAAAAUUACAUGAGCUUUUAUACUAGGAAUAUAAAAGCGAUCACGUGACAAAAAAUAAACCAAUCAGAUGGAUUUAGUCAAAACACAGUAUAAACAAAAAAAGUAAAUCACAUUACAGAAUAUAUUAAUAAAUUAUACCGCAGAAAACACAGCAAAUGCAACAAAAUAUGCGAAACAAUUGGGGAAUAAGGUAAGAAUUAAAAGUACAAUCAAUGUCUGCUUUAGACAGGCAAAGACAGAUAGAGUUAAACGUUGGAAAAACAUUCGUUAAUCAAAUGUCUUCCAGUUUCUCCAAUAUAAAGCAUGCCACAUCGGGUCCUACUAAAUACUGCCCGGAGCGCCCGGGGACACCUGGAAGCGCCCGGAAGCGCGUGAGAAUGCCCGGGCAUUUACAAGAUAGCAUAAAUCAGUGCACGAUCCUUUUUGAGUCUCUAUGAGGCAUUAUAUUAAUGAAAAGUAGUAUUAUAGUAUCUUGUAUAUCUCCGGGCGUUCUCACGCACUCCCGAGCGCUUCCAGGCGUCCCAGGGCGCUGCGGGCAGUAUUAAGUAGGACCGAUUUGGAGAGUACCGAAUUGAGAUGUUCGCGAGUUUGAGUCAUGAGACAUCCGACAUCCAAAAAUCGAGAUUGUCCGCAUUGUCGACCAUACAUAACUUGGUCAAAACGUAAUUAAUGGUCAAAACCUGCAAGAAUAGGUGUGCCAAAAAGCCAAUAUAAAACAAUAUAAAAGCCGUCCUUUAUCCCUGACACAGGGCAUACUUUGAAACUCGGACUCUAAGAAAAUCCGGACUCGAGAAAAACCCGGACCCCAACUCGAAAAAAAUCCGGACUCGUGUUUAAAAAAACCCGGACUUGACUUUUGAAAACCCGGACUCGAAAUAGAAAAAAUCGGAUUCAAAACAAGGACUCUGUGUACGAGAAUGCAAAGGUUUUUUGGAAAGGUUUAAUAAUAAACGAUGAUUUCUUUAUAAUAAUAAUCCUGUAUAUACACGCGUAAAAACCAUAGAAAUAAUAGAUUAUCUAUUAUUUCUAUGUGUCCCCAAUUAGUAGGUUUAGUGUCCCCAAUUAGUAGGUUAUCUGUAACCGGCUAGAUGUAAAUGACACUUUGAUAAAGUUCCUAACUAACUAACUAAAAACGCACAGCUUGUAACAAGCCUGCAAACAAGUUGUUACAAAUCUGUUCACAAGCUGUCAACAAGUUGUGUUCGCACUGCUUGUUCCCACUUGUUGUAACAAGUUUGGAACAAGCUGUUAACAACUUGUAACAAGCUUGAUGGCAUUAUCAGCCUUGUUGCAAGACUAUGCUAACAAGUUUGUUACAGCCAUGAUACAACAAGGAUGUUACAAGGUUGUCAACACAAGGUUGUAACAAUCUUGUUAUAUCAAGCAUGUAACGGACUUGUCAGAACAACCUUGCAACAAGUCUGAUAAUUUCGACAAGGUUGUUACAAGUUGUCAACAAGUUGUUCCAAACUUGUUGACGGCUUGUUGGCAGACUUGUCACAAGAUGUGAGAUUUUUACGUGUGUAUCUUUAAACAAAUUUAUUGACGCCCCACGUGACGUCACAUACAAUCCAAGAAUACAACGAUGAAUCAUCGUUGUCAAUUGUAUUAAAACUUUGUAGAACGAGUUUCCUUUGUAAUUUGUAUCAUCAUGUUUUGUGAAGGCAAUGAUCAUAUAGCACCACCACCAGAACUCAAUAUCACACUCCCGACAGCGAGUGAUUUUGAUAGUGAACCAUAUGACUGUUCAAGCAAUGAGAUUCAGUCACAACUACCAACAGAUAUUCUGCUAAUAACAGCGAAUGAUCAUGAAUUCAAUGCUUGCUAUUCAUAUAUGAAACGUGUUACACGAGGUUAUUCUACGAAACUGGGAAUGGUCGAUUUUGGUCGAUUUGGUGAUCAGAAUAACGCGAAUGCGGUGAGAGUUGCAUUGAUGAAAUCUUGGCAGGGACCGACUGAGGCUGUGAUAGCAGUAGGAAAGGCCGCUGAAAUUUUACAGCCAAAAGUAGUCCUCUUUGUCGGGAUCUGUGCAAGCAUGGAACGGGCGAAGGCAAAACUUGGCGAUGUCGUGAUUUCUGCCAAACUGGCGACUUAUGAUCGUAAGAAAUUCAAGGCAGAUGGUACAGUUGAGUAUCGCGGGACUAAACCGAACGUUAGUAAACAUAUGGCUCGUCUUAUCCUCAAUGCAGCUCAUGGUUGGAAACCACCGUUAGAAGACCCGACAAGUUUAGAUGUUGAAGUUCACCAUGACGCUGUGAUGUUAAGUGGCUCGGAUUUAGUUAAUAAUCAUGAAAGACGACAACAGUUACUGAAUUCGUUCCCGGACGCACUUGGUCUUGAAACUGAGGGUGCAGGUAGGAACUUCCCGCAUCAUUCAAGCCUUCCACACCAAUUAGGCUUCGAAUGGUGUAUCAAUCUGUCAACCUGUUAAAACAAAUUCCAGAGGGGGAGGGAACUUAAAGGAAAAUGUCAAUAUAAAAUUUUUAUUUUAUCUUUUGAAAGAAUUUUUGUAACUAUAUAUUAACUUCUUUUACCGAUUGUUCAUAUCUUGCUUAGUUCUUGAAAUAAUUUCACUUGAAGUAAUGAGAUGUCCACCAUCUUGGAUAAAUUUUUGACCUCAUUAACGUUGUUUUGGUGACGUCACAAGGGAAGAAGUUAUUUCGCUGAACUCAGAAUGACAUUUCGUCAAAAUUUUUCUUCAAGAUUGCUUUAGAAACAAAUUUGGAAUAAGGUUAGGUUAGGGUUAGGGUUAGGGUAGGUCAAGGACCUUGACCUAACCCUACUCCACGUUUGUACUCGAGGAUUUGGGUUAGAGUGGGUGUUUGGAAUAGUGUUAGUGUUAGUGUUAGUGUUAGUGUUAGUAAAACCGUUGCUUUGUUACGUUUUGUCACACGGAGGCCAGCGAAAUAAUCUCUUCCUGUCACAACAGGGAUCAACCACAUAAAAGUAUUCGUUGUUAACCAAAUAUUGAUUGGUAGAUGUUUUAAAGGUUUUGAGUGAUCUUGAUAUUUCGAAGGGCAGACAGAGUAUAGUUCUGAGUGCAAAAUGAUUAGUGGUUGUCUAGAUAAAAAUAUCGCGUGACCCCUGUUGUGACGUGACAUGCAUAUCCACAAAAAUUGAAGAUGGCUGACAAUUCAUUCUUUUCGAUCAAAAUAUUUGUAGAAGUAAGCAAGAUAUGGAAAAAACGAUAAAAGAGUAUUAUAUAUAGCCCUAAAAGUUUUUUCAAAUGAGAAAAGAAAAAAUAUAUUGUCAUUUCCUUAAUGGGGGAUUUCUAGUGUCUUUAAUACUGAACAGAAAUUAACUGAGAUUUUUAACCCAAAACAUGAUUGGGCUUGAUGCGCUAUUACUGCAAAAUCGGUUAGCGUUAUGCCUAUGACAUGAAUACAUGCACGUCUACAUUUUUGUGCUUAAAUUUUAGGUCUAUACGCUGUUGCGUAUGAUCUUGGCGUAGAAUGGGCUGUAAUUAAAGCAGUGUCGGAUUUUGCUGACGGAAGUAAAGAGAAAACAAAACUUUGGCAGCCAUUUGCCAGCGCAAUGGCGGCAUCUGUUGUAUAUAAUAUGUUUCAAUAUUCUGUUGUGCUAAAAGACUGGCGUCACUACAACGCAUAA
Paramuricea clavata is the source of this 8241-nucleotide messenger RNA. The record is from the annotation of a GenBank genome assembly. NCBI's taxonomy places the organism in Eukaryota, Metazoa, Cnidaria, Anthozoa, Malacalcyonacea, Plexauridae.